AUGACUGAAGAAAAACUAUCAGGUCAGGGGGAGCUCAUCGAAACAGCACCUCAGCCGACACCUCUGCCAAAAAUGCAGCUGGCAAUUCUUCUCCUUGCCCAGAUGCCCGAGCAACUGACAGCCUCUGUGAUAUAUCCGUUUGUGAACCAGCUAGUCAGGUCAACAGGCAUCACAGGUGGAGAUGAGCGUAAGACGGGCUACUAUGCAGGCUUGAUUGAAUCUUUGUAUUACGCAAUCGAGGCUAUCACGAUUCUUCAAUGGGGUCGCGUGUCUGACCACAUCGGAAGGAAGCCAGUGAUACUCGUUGGGCUUUUCGGGGUUACCUUGUCCAUCGUCUCCUUUGGAUUUUCGAAAGAAUUCUGGAUGCUCAUCCUCAGCCGUUGUGCACAAGGCGCUCUCAACGGUAAUCUUGGCGUGGUCAAAUGCAACAUGACCGAGAUCACUGACACCUCCAAUAUGGCGCAAGCGUUCGCAUGGCUGCCGUUCGCAUGGGCCGCUGGGUAUACGCUGGGAUUCCUCAUUGGAGGAGUCCUCUCGGAUCCAGCAGCUAAAUGGCCAGACACCGUCGGACGCUACCUCUUAUUCCAUCGGUAUCCUUAUUUUUUGCCCUGCAUCGUUGCCGCCAGCGUAGCUAUAGCCUCCUGGCUCAUCACCUUACUAUUCCUUAAAGAGUCGAUGCGCGGUGCUGCCUCCAGAACUCAAUCUUUGAGCCAUAUCGAUGAUACCAAAAAGUCGAUCAUGCAGGCUGCAAAGAUCCACGACAAGCCUGCAGAUACUCAGGUCGAUAUCCUACCUCGCAUGCUAGAUGAAGCAGAGACUGCCAACCCCGCUUCCAGUUCCCUUGGGUCUUCAAGGACCGAUUUUCGCUCUAUUCUCAUUCCACGCGUCAUGAUACCAGUCCUGCACUAUGGCUUGCUGUGUUUCGUCGACCAGUGCAUGUUGGUACUAAUGCCGCUCAUGUACUCGACAUCACGCCCACUCGGAGGGCUUGGGUUUAGUAGUAACACCAUUGGGUUGGUGAUGUCGGCCUGGAGUAUGUUGAAUGGCACGAUACAAGUCUAUUCGUUCCCGCGAUUGUUGCGACGAUUUGGACCAAUGAGGUUGUAUAUCACAAGUUUCUCCUUCUUCCUCAUAACAUUUUCCGCGUACCCGUUAAUGGGUUAUAUGGCUAAGCACCACAUGGAAGCAGCAAUGUGGUUGAUUCUUUGCGUCCAACUUGUUGCAUACACCAUUGCAUACAGCACGUAUAGCUGUAUCAUCUUAUAUAUUAAUAAUGGGGCACCGAGCAAGGAUUUAUUGGGUGCAACAAAUGGCCUAGCACAAACGAUGGCCUCCAUGAUGCGUGCCGUCGGACCGACAGCAGUAUCCUCACUGUUUGCCCUGUCGUUGGAGAAGAACCUCGCGGGCGGGACAGCUGUAUACUGGAUAAUGUGCACGAUCGUCAUAUUAGUACUCGGUUUCUCGACAUAUCUGCCAAAAAGCCUUACUUAA
Messenger RNA from Suillus clintonianus, 1491 nucleotides. RefSeq names its product major facilitator superfamily domain-containing protein. The transcript is spliced from 5 exons. Gene Ontology annotation, molecular function: transmembrane transporter activity. The coding region runs from base 1 to 1491 and encodes 496 amino acids. Gene Ontology annotation, biological process: transmembrane transport. NCBI's taxonomy places the organism in Eukaryota, Fungi, Basidiomycota, Agaricomycetes, Boletales, Suillaceae. The record is from RefSeq and is a predicted model, not a curated record.